Messenger RNA from Caenorhabditis briggsae, 1248 nucleotides. Gene Ontology annotation, cellular component: proteasome regulatory particle, base subcomplex. NCBI's taxonomy places the organism in Eukaryota, Metazoa, Nematoda, Chromadorea, Rhabditida, Rhabditidae. The record is from RefSeq and is a predicted model, not a curated record. Bases 1 to 1248 code for a protein of 415 amino acids. The transcript has 3 exons. Gene Ontology annotation, biological process: proteasome-mediated ubiquitin-dependent protein catabolic process. Gene Ontology annotation, molecular function: ATP hydrolysis activity; proteasome-activating activity; ATP binding.
AUGGAACCAGCUCCAACAUUCCCAAAUUCCCGUAAAAAGGAGCGGACUAUCACUAUCAGUGAGAAUUCCAACGAGAACACACUUCGACAGUACUGGAAAACUAAGCUAGAUGAGGCAGAGCAACAAGUGCGUGAGAAGGAGCAAACGAUUCGUCGUUUGGGCGCAUCGAAGAAUGAGUUGAAUGGAAAGGUGGGACAGUUGAAAGAAGAAAUCAAUAGAUUGCAUGAACAAGCAAGUCAUGUAGGAGAAGUAUGCAAAGCAAUGGAUAAAAAGAAAGUACUUGUGAAGAGUCAUCCGGACGGCAAAUACAUUGUCAACGUGGAUUCUGUAUCGGUGGAUAUGUCUCAAAUGACAGCUGGAACACGGGUUGCAAUGAAAGCAGAUAGCUAUAUGAUUCAUAAAGUGUUACCGAAUAAAGUGGAUCCAUUGGUAUCACUGAUGAUGGUUGAAAAAGUGCCAGAUUCAACAUAUGAAAUGGUUGGAGGACUUGAUAAACAGAUUAAAGAAAUCAAGGAAGUCAUCGAAUUGCCUGUCAAACAUCCCGAAUUGUUCGAUGCACUCGGUAUUGCUCAGCCUAAAGGAGUGCUUCUUUAUGGACCGCCCGGAACUGGAAAGACUCUUUUAGCACGUGCUGUUGCUCAUCACACUGAAUGCACUUUUAUCCGUGUUUCUGGUUCGGAACUUGUUCAGAAGUUCAUUGGAGAAGGUGCUAGAAUGGUUCGUGAACUGUUCGUCAUGGCUCGUGAACAUGCUCCAUCAAUCAUUUUCAUGGAUGAAAUCGAUUCGAUUGGAUCGUCAAGAGUCGAAGGAUCGAGUGGUGGCGAUUCUGAAGUACAGAGAACAAUGCUCGAGUUGCUCAAUCAGUUGGAUGGUUUUGAGGCUACCAAGAACAUCAAGGUAAUCAUGGCGACGAAUCGUAUCGAUAUUCUGGAUUCCGCGCUCCUCCGUCCCGGACGUAUCGAUCGAAAAAUCGAAUUUCCGGCUCCAGACGAGAAGGCACGUGCACAGAUUCUGAAGAUUCACUCUCGGAAGAUGAAUCUGAUGCGUGGAAUUCGAAUGGACAAGAUUGCUGAGCAGAUUCCAGGUGCAUCUGGAGCAGAAGUGAAAUCAGUUUGUACGGAAGCCGGAAUGUUUGCACUCCGUGAAAGACGUAUUCAUGUUACACAAGAGGAUUUCGAGAUGGCUGUUGGAAAAGUGAUGCAAAAGGAUUCCGAUAAGAAUAUGUCCGUCAAGAAGUUGUGGAAAUAA